UUUUAAUUGUCAAGUUGACAAGUUUAAACACUAAAAUAGCAGGUGAUUCUAAGUUUUUGUUGUUAUUUGUGAAAGUGUGGGUUCUUACAUGAAUUCUCAUUAAUGCAUUCGGUAAUUGUAAAUUCACAUAUCAUUUAACUGUGCAAAUUUUAAGGGUGUAGUGCCAGUACCACUAAAACGGAUUAUAUCUCCAUGAAAUGGAGUUCCAAAAAUUAACUGUUUUAUUCAUUUUGGCCUUAUGUUUAACCAGUUGCGAAUUAUACAGGGAAUCUAACAUACAGGAACAGUGUCCACAGCUGUAUGAAAAGACUUUCACAGGCUGUAUACCCAGAGGAAAUAUCAGUGCAGGAAUCUUUGAAGAGGUUGAAGGUCCAAACAAAUUAAAAACUUGCGUUUUGGAAUGCUGUAUAAAAGAUACCUGUAAUGUAGCUUUUAUGCAUAAUGAUAAGUGUUACCAUAUUACUUGCAAGAAUGACGAGGUUUGUUUACCAACAACCACUACAAAUUUGAACAAGUCUGAUCGACUUUUCUUAGUUUUGGUAAAACCUGUAGAUGAUCAGUCGUGGGAAGAGGUUUUACGACAACAAGAUUUCUCGAGGAAUCAAGAAGACAAGGAAAUCUUUAAUAUUUUAAAUGACAGAAAAAGAUUCGAGGACGUUUUCAGAGAUCUGCUGAAAGAAGAAUCUUACGAACGAGGAAUGUAUUGUGAAAUGGGCGAAAAUAUGUGCAUGGUCAAUGAAGAAUGUGUACCAGCUCAUGCCAAAACUAACUCAGGUACCUGCCAGUGUCUCGAAGGCUUCUUCCGAGGUCCCAAGGGCGACUGUCUCAUGUUACCAGAAGAUGCAUCCAUUCGGGGCCGUCCUACUCUUUUGACUGACCGUAUUCUGGAAGUAGAAGCUACUACCAAUAAGUCUUUGCCGGUUACACGAAAAGUACUUAUAGUUCAAGCAGCGUCGAAAGAAGUUAGGCUGCCCGUCAAUGAAGUAACUUUAGAUGCGGCAGUUGUAUCGGAUAAAGACGACAAGUACCAAUACGAAUGGACAUCAUUGCAACAGCCAGACGGUAGUACGGCUGUUAAGCACCAGAACGAAGGUCAACUACAUUUAGAGAAGUUGAUUGAAGGCGUUUACUCUUUUAAAGUUGCAGCUUCAACUCCAUCUGCGUAUGGUGAAACUUUCGUGAACGUAACAGUGUUACCAGCCAAGAGGAUCAAUCAGCCCCCUAUUAUUGUGAUAACCCCUGCCAACCAAACUAUCAAACAACCAAACUCGGCUGCCGUUUUAGAUGCUUCAUCUUCAAGAGACGACGAUGGUAUUGCUUCUUGGCACUGGGAAUUGCAGCAAGGACCACUAGGAUAUGAACCACAGUUGAAAGACGCUCCUACUCUUCAAUUAAAUGACCUAACCAAACCAGGAAAUUACACAUUCAAGCUAACAGUGAUAGACACAGAUAAAGCGAGUAGCAGUCAAACAGCUAACAUUACUGUAUUAGCGGGUACCGACUACCCUCCAGAAGCAAAUGCAGGUGAAAACAAAAUAAUUUACCUGCCUCACAACUCUAUAACACUAAACGGCAGCUUGAGCUUAGACGAUCACGCAAUAACUACGUGGGAAUGGACAAAAUCAGCUGAUGACGCUCAAAAAGCUGUCGAUAUGCAAGACACGAGAACGCCUAUUUUAAAACUGUCGAAUCUAGAAGAGGGUAUUUAUACUUUUAUCCUUAAAGUAACAGACAGUGCAGGACAAUCUAGUACGGCGCAGGUACAUGUUUUCGUCAAACCGCCUACAAACAAACCCCCAACGGCAAAUGCAGGUGAGAACAUCACAAUCAGUUUACCACAAACUUGGACUCUUCUAGACGCCUCCAAUAGUACAGACGAUAAUAAAAUAAUGGGGUUCAAAUGGGAAUUGCUGGAAGGACCGUCUUCAGUUACAUUUGAAAACGCCAAUUCCAGCAAAACCAACGUUACAGGACUUACGAAGGGGACGUACACGUUUAAAGUUAGUGUAACGGAUGAUAACAAGAAUGUUGCUAGCGAUAAGGUGUACGUCAUCGUUAAUCAAAAUAAGAAUCAAAAACCAACCGCUGACGCUGGAAAAGACUUCGAGGUCGAGCUUCCCAAAAACAUUAUCAUGUUGAACGGUUCAAAUUCAAAGGAUGAUUGGGCCAUCGUCAGAUGGAAAUGGGACAGGAACGCGAAUUCUCUAGCUAUUGGCAACAUUGCCGAAAAAACGGACGAAUCUCCCGUUCUAAUUUUGACAGAUCUCGCAGUAGGAAAAUACAUCUUUAAUUUGACUGUGUACGAUGAGCAAGGCCUGUCCGAUACAGAUUCUGUGUCGGUGGUCGUUAAGAAUGAUCCAAAAGUGUUUUAUUUGGUGGAAUUAACGGUGGAUUUAGAUGCGCAGACGUUAACGCAAGCGCAGUAUGAUUCGCUGAUAGGUAAAUUGGCUUUGCUUGUCAAAAAUGGAUCAAAGUUACAGGUUAGAAGUGUCCGUCCUUCCAAGAUAACAGGAAACGCCCUUAUUACCUUUUACGUAGAUGACUCCACCGGAAAACCAACCCCCGCAAACGAUGUGGUUCAUUAUCUCCGUCAAAAGCUACGCGUCGACGCCAGUCUUUUGGGUUUUUCCGUCGAAAAACUUCAAACCAGCAUAUGCCAGAACAACUGCUCCGGACACGGCGUUUGCGACGAGUUGACGAGGAAAUGCAAAUGCGAAGCUUUCUGGAUGCAAGACAUGUUUAAAGUUUAUCUCAAGUUCGAAGGAGAUUCUUUCUGUAUAAAAAGGAACCGUAAUGGCAAACCUACAACGUAUAAACUUAUCGAAGACACGGAGGAUGUACCACCAUAUACAUCGAAAAAAGCCAACUUCUCGGACAGCGAUACCGAUUCUGACGUAGUCUUCGAGUCCCGAUCGAAGCCUCCACGAUUUUCGGACACGAGAAACGGCCACAAGCCGAGCAGAAACGGGUUUCCGAAAGGGGGACGCAGGAUAAAAACUUAGUAUAAGUAUUUAUUAGACGGUAUACGCCAAGUCGAUAACGAUUUUCACUUUCCUAUUUAGUAAUGUGAUUUUUAUUUAUUGUGAUUAUAUUUUAAACAUACUUUUUACGUUGAUCUAUACUGAAUUAUUGUUAUUUUAGAUUUUUACGAAAAGGUAAACUUUUAGCCUAAAUGUUUACGUACGUAAGUAAAUUGGACGUUCUGGUUCAUUAGUAAAGUUCCAUAACUCAGUAGUAAGUACAAUUUAUGAUUAACAAUAUUUCUUUCAAAAAUAUUUUCCAGUUUGUAUAGUACUGUAAGUUGGAUGUCUAUCAGCCAAGAGACCAAGCAGGUUUUAGAGCAGGAUAUGACACGAAUGACUAUAACAAGCCAUUAGUCCUGAUAUUUGUUGACUACAAAAAAGCUUUCGACACAAUGAGUCAUUAAAAAAUGUUAAAAGCCUUAACAGAGUGCCGUAUAGAUCAUCGCUAUAUAAACAUGAUCAAAUACAUCUAUCAAAAUCCGACAGCAAUCGUGAAACUGGUAGAUAGAAAGACCAAAGCAUUUAAAAUAUGGAAAUGAAAGUAAUAAGAUCAAUAACGGGUAUAUUAUUAAGAGACAGACAAAGCAACAGAAGUAUACGCGAACAAUACCAAAUUGAAAAUGUUAACAGGUGGAUAAAAACAAGAAAAAGAAACUGGAACGAACAAGUAAACCGAAUGGGACCAGAUAGAUUAACGAAUAUCUGUAAAAACAACAAGCCGUAUAGCAGAAGACCUGUUGGAAGGCCGCCGAAAAGGUGGAAAGAUAAUGUACAGUUAACAACAACUGAAACAGAAUAAGAGGCAGACAAACAGGACUAAUCCUAAUCGCACGAAGAAGAAGAAGCAUUUAAAAUAAAUGCUUCUAAAAUAAAACGGGGAGUGCGACAGGGAGACACAAUUUCACCAAAAUUGUUUACAACAUUGUUUACAACAAGGCCGCAGUCAUGUUCGGAUGUUUGAGAGAUGUGGUCUGGAAUAACCCAUAUAUGAGAAUUGACAACAAAGUUAGAAUUUAUAAAACUUGCAUCAGACCUGUUAUGACUUAUGGUAUUGAAUCAAGAGAGAAGACACCAAUAAAACUAAAAGCAUGCUACGAACAGCCGAAAUGAAGACACUAAGAGCAAUAGCAGGAAGACAAGAAAGUAUAGAAUGCGAAACAAUAUCAUCAGGGAACAAUGUGGCGUGCAAGAUGUAGUCAGAUGGUGUAGGCAAAGACGAAGAGAAUGGUUCAGUCAUGUAAAAAGAAUGGAGGAGCACAGACUACCAAGAAUCGCGGUAGAAGGAAAACCAGCUAGCAAGCGUCCACCGGGGAGACCACCAAAAAGAUGGAGAGAUAGCUGGCCGUCUACCUAUCAAGAAAUACUUCAACGUCGGGAUUAACAGAUCGACAGAUCUACAACAAGUAUUACAAGUAAGUGCUUACAACAUUAAUAGAGCAUUUGCAAGAACGCAAAUCUGAAUGAAAAAGGAAUGAAUGUCAACGGAGAAAUACUUAGUCGCUUGAGGUUCGUUGACGAUAUUGUUCUUUUUGCUGACAGCAUCGAUGAUGCAGUAUCGCAACUGGAGAAACUAUACCUAGCCUCCCUACAAGUUAUACUAAAAAUCAAUCUUACAAAAACACAAAUCAUGACAAAUCUUGUGUUGAGCGAAAAUAUUUCAGUAAAUGUCCCCUAAAUGUCCCAGGAAAGUCCUGUCAGCAUUUUAAACAUUCCUUGAAUGUUUUGUUGGAACAUUCCAUGAAUGUCUACGAAUGUUCUUUGGACAUUCACAGUAUAUUUUUUAUACAUUUCCUGGAUAUAGUCGCUGAUGUGACAUAAUACCUCCGAUUUGUUUUUUCAUGAGUUUUUUAAGAGAGACUAAAAACUUUUUUUACAGUCACCUCCUAUUUUCAUAUGAUAUUUUUUGACAUGUUUUGUAUUAAAUUUAACUAUCUAUUUACUACAAAACAUGUCAAAAUAACAUGUGAAAACAGGAGAUGACCCUAAAAAUGGUUUUUCGUCUCUUACAAAAUUCAUGAAAAAGCAGAUAGGAGGUAUUGUCACAUCACCGACGAUAUACUAGAAGUAUAUGUGGCCAUACCAAAUAAUACAUCCUUGAUAAAUAUAAACAUUUUUAUUGCACAAAAUCUUGUCAUAUAUUUUUUUUCAUAAUCACUACGAUGAUGAUUCAUUGUAUUGAAUUGUACAUUACAAUUACAAUCUGGUCAUAACUGCGUACAUAACAAGUCAUAAGAGUUUACCCCAUAGCGUCUCUUAUCUAAUCUAACAAGAUCUUGCACUAUUCUAACAUACACAGGCACACAAGCACUAUGCUCUGCUUUUCACUAUCACUUAUCACUCAAACUAGUUCAAAAGGCUUUGUCCUCUUCAAUCUUCUAGUUUGCCCAGUAGUAUCGAGGAGCUGGAUUUCCUCAAUAUUCUUGUAGGUACUUAUGAAUUUGUUGCUCGUGACUUCCAAUUUUACUCCAACUUUAAAAACAAAUCCAGCUGUAAAAUAUUUAUGUGCCUGAAGGCUUUUGUAUGCUUUCAUCUGCUGCUUAGAGUAGUAACUAUGAGACUCCACCAGAUAUGUAUAAAUAUCUAUAAUAGUAAUUUGGUGGAAUGCACUUUACUGUAAAAUCCAAUUCUGACUGAAUUGUAUAUGGAUCUAAAUCCCCAAUUAUUUUCAGCUUCAAUAAAUAUCUAAAACAAUAAAAGAAAUAAUGUUAUUGCUUGCAAAAUUCAUCAAUAUUGAUAAGUAUCAGGGAAAAUGAACAGUAAAGUAAAUAAAAAUUGUUUCCCCUACCUUUCUCCAACAUCUGGAGUUUCCAAUAAUAAUUUCCUUAAAUAAUCACUUUGCAUUGUGGUAAAGUUUAUAAAGUUCACAAAAUACAGCAAACGAAAUCCAAAUGAAUCCAAAAUAGGCAAAAUACGACGAUAAACAAUGAAAAAUAGAUAUUACAAACAUAACCUCUGUAACUUUUUGUAUGCCAACCAGAAGUCACGUGGUUUGGAUUGCCUAAUGCGAAUACAUUGAUACACGCGCGGCAAAUUUGAAAAUGAACGCAAAUUGAAUAGUAAAUGGCCUCUCUUAAAAUAUAGGACAUUGGUAGUAUGUUCAUAGAAUGUCUUGUGGUAAUAUUCCACCAAUAAUUUAAUCAGAUGUUCACCGAAUGUUCCUUGAAUGUCCACGACAUUCAAACAUUAAUAGAACUUUGAUAGUACAUUCCUGGAAUGUUUUGUGUUAGGGUGAAGUCAGAACUGCUUAUUUGUUUCAAAAGAAAAGUCUUUGAUCAGUGCGUGUUGCCAGUACUUACAUAUGGUGCAAAAUCUUUAACAAUAACCAAGAAAGUAAGAAAAAAAAUUGUGUUACCCAAAGAGCCAUGGAACGCUUGAUGUUAGGCAUUUUUUGUUCCCUUCAUACAUAUAAAUCAAAAAUGAAUAACCAUUUUCAAUUUCGUAACUGCACGCCGGGGUUUGUCCUGGUUGGGUUAUAGAGAGCAGCAUAUGUGCCUCCUGAUGAGAGACUAGUAAGUUUCGAAACCGGUAGAAGUGUUUGCUGCACUCUCUGAUUGAACUAGAAUAUGAUGCGGAUGUACUUUCGUGUUGCAAUGAAAUUGAAAAUGGUUAUUCAUUUUUGAAAUAAAACAAUUUGAAAACAAUAAUUUGACAUUAUAUGUAACCUCCAAUGUUAUGACAGACGACAGUUGCCAUUUACCAUCUCACUGAAUAUAAUAAUGACGUCAUAUAUACUCGUCACUACUUCUAGCUAAUGUAAUGCUCGCUGUAAAAUGCCAUGGCAAGAUCAUCUGAUUAUUCCCUAUAUAUUUGUAAAAAUAAAACUAUGUUUAUUUUCAAUAAAACCACAUUUAGGUAUUUUAAGUUAUUUAUAGUUUUAGGUGGCAUGACUGUGUAAUUUUAGUUUCAAUGACAUUUGUAAAUUAUUUGAUAGUUGUCAAAAACUCAUAGCGUAAGAAAUAGCAUUGUUCUUGAUUCUCUUUUUAGGUUUGUAUUUUUAAGUUAUUUUAGUUAUUUUAUAUUAAUGUUUAUAAUCUUUAUUGUACAUAUUGUAAAUAAACUCUUUUUAGAUGAA
Molecule: messenger RNA, 7095 nt
Organism: Diabrotica virgifera virgifera (western corn rootworm)
Lineage: Eukaryota; Metazoa; Arthropoda; Insecta; Coleoptera; Chrysomelidae
Product: dyslexia-associated protein KIAA0319-like protein
Exons: 11
Coding region: 198-3002 (934 amino acids)
Cellular component (GO): plasma membrane; cytoplasmic vesicle
Source: RefSeq, a predicted model, not a curated record